AUGGUUGCCAAAAGUAGCCGUUUGUUGGCCACAGCCCUUCCGUAUCUCCAGAUAUUUUCUGUGCUUGCUCUUGCGCCACCGCCGCAAAGUUUUGGCAAUACCUCACAUAAGCGAUUGAGAUGUUACUUGAUGGGUGGAUACGUGUGCUAUGCAGCUUCAAUCAUUGUGCUGGUCUUGGUUGUGUCCUACUUAAACAUUGUAGCCAUAAACGAGGAAGUCUUGGAUUACAAUGUAGGAGACUUCACCAGGGUCAUGGGUAACAUACAAAAGAGCCUCUACUCUUUGAUGGCCAUCGCCAACCAUUUAAACAUGCUGUUCAACUACCGGCGGCUUGCUGGAAUCUACGAGGACAUUGCGAGUCUGGAGAAGGAAAUAGAUCAAGCUUCGCAGUGUUUCGGUGGACAAAAGCAGCUACUCAGUUUCCGCUUCCGUUUGGCCUUCACUGUGGGUUUGUGGAUGACCCUACUGGUGGGCCUAAUGCCCAGAUUCACUCUAUUGGCCAUGGGUCCCUAUGUCAGCUGGCCCAGUAAGAUUCUCACCGAGUUUGUCACAAUAAUGCAGCAGCUCAAGUGUCUGGAAUAUUGCGUAUUUGUGCUGAUGGUCCACGAACUGCUGCUGCGAUUGCGCCACACACUUCUUCAGCUGCAGGCGGAAUUGGAGGACUGCAACCGGCAGGACAUGCUCCAAGCAGUAUGUGUUGCUCUCAAGCGGAAUCAGUUGCUUCUUGGGCGCAUUUGGAGACUGGAGGGAGAGCUGUGUAGCUACUUCUCCCUGCCUAUGAUCUUGCUGUUUAUCUUCAAUGGACUCACCAUCCUUCACGUGAUCAACUGGGCCUACAUUAAUACAUUCCUCGACAAUGAUUGCUGCCGCUAUGACCGAUUCUGCACCUGCUCUAUUCUGCUAAUAAAUCUUCUAAUGGCCUGCCUUCUAAGUCAGCGGUGUAUCAACUCGUAUAACUGCUUCCUGCGAAUCCUUCAUCAGAUUCGUUGCAUGUCUGCAGCAUCCGAUUUCCCCAUGUUAAUCAGAGGACUGCAGGAGUACUCCUUGCAGAUGCAACAUCUUAAACUACUCUUCACCUGCGGCGGAUUCUUCGACAUCAACUUAAAAUACUUCGGGGGGAUGCUGGUCACUAUUCUCGGAUAUACUAUAAUUCUUAUACAAUUCAAAGUCCAGGCAUUUGCUGAGGAUGAGCAUAAGUCGAGUCUCCAUAAGAGCGUUUAA
This is a messenger RNA of Drosophila takahashii, 1221 nucleotides long. It is a transcript of the gene fal, whose product is annotated as SAM and HD domain containing deoxynucleoside triphosphate triphosphohydrolase falten. Gene Ontology annotation, biological process: male courtship behavior; sensory perception of taste; chemosensory behavior. Gene Ontology annotation, molecular function: sweet taste receptor activity; dGTPase activity. Gene Ontology annotation, cellular component: dendrite; membrane; neuronal cell body. NCBI's taxonomy places the organism in Eukaryota, Metazoa, Arthropoda, Insecta, Diptera, Drosophilidae. The record is from RefSeq and is a predicted model, not a curated record.